Messenger RNA from Manis pentadactyla (Chinese pangolin), 3827 nucleotides. RefSeq names its product CD80 molecule (gene CD80). The coding region runs from base 1219 to 2112 and encodes 297 amino acids. Lineage: Eukaryota; Metazoa; Chordata; Mammalia; Pholidota; Manidae. Gene Ontology annotation, cellular component: external side of plasma membrane. The record is from RefSeq and is a predicted model, not a curated record. Gene Ontology annotation, molecular function: coreceptor activity. The transcript has 6 exons. Gene Ontology annotation, biological process: cellular response to lipopolysaccharide; T cell costimulation; negative regulation of T cell proliferation.
AUGGGAUAGCUUGGUAGAACUAGUCAGCAACAACCUGACUGCUUUUUAAACAAACAUACCAUCAUUCCUACCUCCAAGAUGCACACUUAACCCCCACAGGAGCCUUCUCCGGCUUUCUUAUUCUCAUAGGAGCCCGAGGCUUCCCAGCACACUUGGAGAAUCAUCAUCAGGGUGAUGGCCCAAGGGUCUGAGAUACUAGCAAAUACUCAUUUUCUAACCUGAAUCUGAGGUUUCCAAACCAGGAAAGUUCUGGUGAAUAAGUGAAUCCAAGCUAAUCCUGGUUAAAAUGGAGUGUGGCUAAUAAAACAAUCCAGUUUGGCUGGAAAACUAGCUCUGGGGCAGUUCCCAGGGAAGGCUCGCAAACAUCUGAGUAGCAUCGGACUAUGUCUGUGGCGGCAACCUGAGAGGAUCACACCGAGGCACAGCACUCAUUUACAUUUCUCAAUUUUGAUAUAUUUACUGGGGAAAAAAAUCAGUUUGCUCACAUUAAAGUACAUAAGUUAGUAAUGUUUGCAGUAUGUCUUUUCGUUUUUACUAACAGAUUUUUCUGUUUGUUGAGGUCCUCUACCCUUUUAGGACAUAUUCUUUGUGUAGAGGAAUUUAGGAAUUAAGACACUUGUUUUUCUAUGUUAAUGUAUUAAGAAAGAAGUAGUCUCAUAACUGAAGUAGUGCCGAGGGCAAAAUAUGCCCUCGCUGGCAUUCUGGGUUUCUCGGUCUGCUCUGGAGAGAAUCCAAACCUUCCUGGGUUGGCUGAUGGAUUCUGAGGGCCAGUGUAGUUCUUUGCAUCAGCCUCAAGGAGAGAGACGCUCAAGGAGAGCUGUGGUUGGUUUUGGACCGUGCACAAGACAGGGCCACCCAACCUUUGCUUUUCCCUUGAGAUUGUGCCCUGGCUUAGAGAAUGCUCAGGCCACCCAACUCAUUUCAGGCAGGGAACCAGAGAUUUCUGAAACCCCCAGUGAGCCAACCUUCCUACCUGGGUGGCUUUUAUUUUUUUCCUUUACAGAUUGUGAAAAUAAAUCCACAGUCUUUUACAUUCAGGAGUUUGGAGACCCAGGCACACCAUCAUCCACAGCAGGUUUUGCAAACAUCACUGGAGAAAAACUGCCUCUCUGUGGGGCAAUUGAAUUGUCUUCUGCCCCAGCCUGGUAUGUGCUGGGAGGUACCCUGGUCUCACUCGGCUCAAAAUUGCUUUCGUUUUCCAUCUGAGCAGCACCAGCCAUGGGUCCCGCAUUGAAGUGGAGAACACCGCCACCCAGGUGCCCAUACCUCAGGCUUUCUCACCUCGUGGUGCUGGCUGCUCUUUUCAGCUUCUGUUCAGGCACCAUCCAGGUGACCAAGACAGUGAAAGAAAUGGUAGUUCUAUCCUGUGAUUACAACAUUUCCACUGAUGAACUGACAACAGUUCGCAUCUACUGGCAAAAGGAUAAUGAAAUGGUGCUGGCUGUCAUGUCUGGAAAAGUAACAGUGUGGCCGGAGUACGAGAACCGCACCUUAUAUGACAUCCCUAAUAACGUGUCCAUUAUGAUCCUGGCUCUGCGCCUGUCAGACAAUGGCACAUACACCUGUGUCAUCCAGAAGACUGAAAAAGGGUCUUACAAAGUGGAACACCUAACUUCAGUGAUGUUAUUCGUCAGAGCUGACUUCCCUAUCCCUAGUAUAACUGACCUUGGAAAUCCAUCUCCUACAAUCAAAAGGAUAAUUUGUGCAACCUCUGGAGGUUUUCCAGAGCCUCACCUUUCCUGGUUGGAAAAUGGAGAAGAAGUAAAUGCCAUCAACACGACAGUUUCUCAAGAUCCUGAAACUAAGCUUUAUACUAUUAGCAGUGAACUGGAUUUCAACGUGACAACCAACCACAGCUUCAUUUGUCUUGUCAAGUAUGGAGACCUAACGGUGUCACAGACUUUCAACUGGAAAAAAUCUGAGGCACACUCUUCUGAAGCUCAGUUCCCACUCUGGGCCAUUCUCCUAAUCUUAUUAAGUGGGGUUUUUGUGAUCGGAAGCUGUUUAGCCCACAGACCUGUGGCAAGAUGGAGAAGGAGGAGGGAUGGGAAGAGCAUGGAAAUGGAAAGGAUCUCCCCUAUCUACACAGCCUGUGCAGAAAAAGCAGGCUGAACAGAUCAUCUGGAGGUCCCACCUCCACCUGAGAGCCCUCUUCUUGGAACGUCCUCAGAUGGCCGGGAUGAGCCCAUGUUGUCUUUCAUGUGUCUGUUCUCCAGGAGCCUCUUCAUUUCAGCGGCUUUACAGUGACUAGAGCAACAUGGUGGAUGGAAGAAGCUCUGGUGACCUUGAUCAAGUAAUUUAGAAACAUGUAAUUCUUCAGGACUGGAGGAGACAUUGGAAAAUACUUGUCUCAUUAACAGCAGUUAGCCAAGGUCCAGGGAGUGAGCUGAGUGAUAAAGGCCAGAGCCAGAAGCCAGAUUGCCUCGUCUCUGGUGCUCUUUUCCUUCACCAGCCCAGUUCUGUGCUAUUAACUGGCAUGCAUAUACACAUAUACACGUCAGUCAAAGUGCUUCUGGGAUCAGUCUGUCCACCAUUAGGUCAACUUCAGAGACUUGAUCUGAGGCAAUGCAAGAGUAUUUAUGUUGUUGUAGAAAGCAGUCUAAUGUUAACAUGUGAGAAGCAAGUUGGUAUGGAUACCUAUAUGAGGAUAAUGUAAAUAUUGGUGUUUAGCCAGUACUUUAUCUUUUAUCAUGUUUUCCUCUGUUGCUCUCCCACUUUUCCAUCAAAUUUAGGAGAAAACUGAUCUUAACAAAACAAAUUUCCUCUGACAUGUAAGAUGAACAACUUACAUACCUCAAAGCAAUAGCCAGGUUGGGAAGGGAUACUUUGGUUUAAAGAUUCACAUUGUAAUGGUUCAUAUUGGACUGAUAAUCUCCUUAGAUAGCUUUAUGCUAGUUUAACCUCUUCUAUAACAUAUUUAUGAAGUUCUUAUUUAAAAUGAGGUAGGUUUUUAUUAGGUAUAUACUUAACAGGAAGCUGUCUUAAGAAGAAAUCGAUGGAGGUCAUGAAAAUAGCAUUCCAUAGGAAACAGCAUUCCAUAACUAAUUCCUUAGAUCCCUAAAGUGGCUUUUCCUCCUCUGCCUAUCUAGAUCCUUCUGACAUCAGUAGAGAAUUGAAAAGAAAGAGGUGCCCAGCUGCUGUUCCUAUGUUGCUUACUCAUGAUUCCUCUUUCUCUGAAAUUACCUUGCAUAACUUGAUGGCCCAGGAGUGAACCUAACUUAAGCUGGGGCAGUCAGUCAUUCUCAUCUGAAAAUUUGGAGUUGGACAGAAUGUUGAUCAAGUUUCUCAAACAUAGCUGGAUUUAAAAUGUUUAAUUUUGGUACCUAUGAAGGGACUAGAUUAUGCUAGAGAGUCUAAGGAACAAAAAUACACUUUUAAAUGGUUGAUCUCGGAACAAAAUAACUGAAGAAAAUAAAGGAAGGUGACUAUAAGAACUUAAAGUGAAGAAAGAAACAACAACAAAAAAUUGGAAUUUCUGUAUUUAGUUAAGAUUAAAAAUCCUUAGACAUGAUCAAAAGGAGACCUCAGGAAGUCAUUAGCCACAAAACAAUAGAUGGCUUAUUUAUACUUCAAAUAAAUUAUAUUAAGUUACUACAUUUGAUAAAUGUGUUAGUAGUAUUUUCUCAAAGAGUUAUAUUUUACUUUUAUCAUUCUGAUAUUUUUGUGGUAUGAAUAAAAUUAUUUUAAAAACCAAGCAUCUAAUUUUAUAAUUUCUAGUUGAAGGAUUUAAUCUAUAUGUGAGUUUAAAUAAAACAAUGAACAGAUUGACAAACUGCCAAUUUAUCAGCAAUUUAUGAAUGGGGUAAUUAAGAAAAACAUUCUUUAUG